Molecule: messenger RNA, 258 nt
Organism: Knipowitschia caucasica
Lineage: Eukaryota; Metazoa; Chordata; Actinopteri; Gobiiformes; Gobiidae
Source: the annotation of a GenBank genome assembly
AUGUUCCGUGAGCUGAUCGGCGUCUGUCUUUAUCAGCAGUGGCAGCAGGAUAAGGGCAGAGUCGUGCGGACCCUUCAUCGCAUCUCCAGCUCCACCCAGGGACGUUCUGAGGCAGCCAGCCAGCCCCAGAUAGUGCGUGUAAUCCCCCCCCAAGAGCUGAUGGGCCGGCCUGGGGGGGUCUGUCUGCGCUCCACGUGGGGAGAUGCUUAUCGGACAGGCCGAGGACGGGAGGACGCCGUGAAGGUCGGACUUACAUAA